Molecule: messenger RNA, 990 nt
Organism: Gambusia affinis (western mosquitofish)
Lineage: Eukaryota; Metazoa; Chordata; Actinopteri; Cyprinodontiformes; Poeciliidae
Exons: 5
Coding region: 121-894 (257 amino acids)
Cellular component (GO): cytosol
Source: RefSeq, a predicted model, not a curated record
CACAGGUGGAGUCAGAAUGAAACUCUGGUUCUGGUGGGUUUCCUGCUCCGACCCACAUGACUUCCAGGAACCAGUGGAGGAGGUUCUGAGCUGCUCUUGCCUGAAACAGAGACGUUUCUGAUGAACAUGGAGUCCGUGAGGUUCUGCUGGGUUUGGACCUGCCUGCUGCUGACUCAUCCCUGCGGCUCGACGGCUCAUUCUGAGCACAUGCACGAUGUGAGGAGCCCCGGCGCCGCCUGCCCUGACAGCUGGAAGUGGAGUCUGUCUUCGGCCCCGCCAGGAAGUCCAGAUGUUUACGAGGAGCUGUGGCUGGAGAACCUGGACCUGGCCCAGCAGACGCUGCAGCUCCCCUUCCUGCAGCACAUGCAGCUGGGCGACCUGCAGGCCGACAGGUACGCCUCCUUCCUGAUCCAGGACAUCUGGUACCUGGCGGAGGUCACCGACCUGCUGGGGCGCGCCGCCCAGAGGUCGGACCAGGCCGACGACCUGAAGGCCUUCCUGACGGGAAGACACCAGAGCUACGACAGAUUCAAGACCACGAUGCUGCAGAGCUUCAACCUGAAUGGCGUGUCGAACAUCAAGGCGGUCCCGGCCAUGAAGGCCUACCUGCAGGAGUACCAGCGGGUCCUGGAGGAGGAGGAGCCCAUCAUGAUGGUGGUCAGCCUGCUGCCUUGCUCCAGGCUCUGGGUGUGGUUGGCCCGGCAACUCAGCGUCGGCUACGGCAACGCCUACUGGACCUGGAAGAGCAGCAACAUGGACGGGAAGCCCGGGAAGUUCAGGGAUCUGCUCAACAAACACCUGAAGGAGAAGAAGGACGUCCAACGAGCCAAAGAGAUUUUCCGCAAGCAGAUGCAGAACGAGUUCAACUUCUUCAAAGAGUCACUGGAGAAAUGAAGAGCAGCUGGAGCUGGUGGAGCAUCAUCCCUCCAUCAUCCCUACAUCAUCCCUCCAUCAUCCCUCCAUCAUCCCUCCACCAUCCCUCCACCAUCC